CAUUAUUCUAUUCAUUCACUCAAAACAUGUCAUGUCAAAAUUAUUUUUGUUUAGUUUGCCGAUCGGGUUUGUGAAAGGAUCUCGUUUAUAUCGUAAAUUUAAAGUAACCGGAGUAUUUAUAUUUAAUAACAAGUGAAAGAUAGUUUCCAUUACUAAACGCUGCUUAAAAUAAAUAUGAGUGAUAUUAAGUUGUUUGGAGGUGUUGAAGGAGGUGCAACACAUUCCAAUCUCAUAAUUUGUGAUGGCACGGGCAAAGUGGUUGGUACGGCAAAAGGACAGGGUACAAACCAUUGGACUCUUGGCAUUGAUGGCUGUGCUGACAGAAUAUUAGAAAUGGUUCGCGAGGCUAAGGAGAACGCUGGCAUACCACAAGACAAACCCUUGGAUUCUUUGGGUUUGACGUUAUCUGGGUGCGAGCAGGAGAGCAGCAACGCCGAGUUGGCAACGUGUGUGAAAAAGAAAAAUGGCAAUUGCGCUCGCGCAAUCUACGUGGCGUCGGAUACGGCAGGAUCUUUAUUUACUGGGGCACCGGGGGGAGGGAUGGUGGUAAUUGCUGCAUACUGGAUAGCCCAUCGUGCAGUAAAAGCUGUAUUCGAUGACAUAGAUGGAUUGAACCCAUCGCCAUAUUCAAUUCACAAUGUCUGGGAAGUGAUCAGAGAGCACUUCAACGCGGACACUAGAGCUGAUCUCCUUCCACAUGCUUAUAAACAUUUUGACAAGCCUCUUUUCGCUGGUGUUACAGUAAAAUUGGCAAAGUUGGCAUAUCAAGGGGAUCAGCUUUCAAGUCAUAUAUUUGCUGAAGCUGGACAAACACUUGCAGCGCACAUAGUUGCUUUAGCGCAGCGUACAACAAUCAACCGACUAAGGGUUGUGUGUGUUGGCUCCGUUUGGAAGAGUUGGGAGAUUUUAAAACCUGGAUUUUUAAAGGAACUUGCGAGGAGACAGCUUACAACAGAACUCGAAUUGGUGCGAUUACGAGUCUCCAGUGCAAUGGGUGCAGCCUGGUUGGCAGCUAAACAUGUAGGCUACGAUUUGCCUCGUGAUGAUUCGGCUUUCUGUUCUGUCUUCUAUACGUAUAAUUCGGAAAAUAUUAAUAGUACAAAUGGUGUGAACGCUGUCAAUGGUAUACUAGGAAACGGUCUUUUAGGUUAUAUUAGUAUAAAAGAGAAAUUAUUUGCUGCCACUGUUGUGAAAAACGAUUUAAAAGGUAGACGAGAAAAAUAUAACUUUAUCGCGGAUGUUGUAGCAGUAUCAGCGCCCUCGGUGGUUUAUAUAGAGAUUAAAGACGGUAGAAGAUUAGACCUGUUCAGCGGUCAUCCUAUUACACUUUCGAAUGGAUCUGGAUUUAUUGUUAAAGAAGAUGGUUUGAUUCUUACAAACGCCCAUGUUGUGGUUAAUAAACCCAACGCUGUUGUCAGUGUUCGGCUAAUGGAUGGAUCUACUCACACAGGUUUUGUUGAGGAUGUAGAUCUUAAGUCAGACUUAGCAACUCUUCGUAUACCAGUUAAAGGAUUGCCAAUUAUGAAGCUGGGCUCCUCCUCUGACAUAAAACCUGGCGAGUGGGUAGUUGCAAUGGGCAGUCCUCUGGCACUGAGCAAUACAGUUACUGCAGGGGUAGUUAGUUCAACACAGAGAGCAAGUGAAGAACUUGGAUUGAGAGGUAAAGACAUGGUAUAUAUACAAACAGAUGCACCUAUUACUUUUGGCAAUAGUGGCGGGCCCCUGGUCAAUUUGGAUGGAGAAGCAAUCGGUAUAAACAGUAUGAAAGUCACAUCAGGGAUAUCAUUUGCUAUACCCAUAGAUUACGUCAAAGAAUUCCUGGAAAAACGAAAAACGAAAUCGCCCCAAGUGUCGAGGCGGUACCUGGGAAUCACUAUGUUGUCUUUGUCACCCAAUAUUCUUAUGGAGCUGCGAAUGAGAAAUCCAGAGAUGCCCAGAGAUAUAGAACAUGGUAUCUUAGUAUGGAAAGUGAUCAUCGGCUCUCCUGCUUAUAAUGGUGGUUUGCAGCCAGGUGAUAUAGUGACCAGUAUUAAUGGGUCUCCGGUUCACAGUGCCACGGAUAUAUACACGUUACUGGAGAAGAGCAGCGGUAGUCUGAAAAUAGACGUUGUUAGAGGGAGAGAGAGGAUCACACUGACUAUAGUACCUGAAUACCAUGGAUAAAUUGGUUUCAAGGAAAGGUUUCUUAAUUUUCAUUUUGAUUAUUCACGAUUAGAAACAGUGAUAGAAUAGGUGCAGUUAUUUUGUGUCGAUGACAUUAAUGGCAACUAAUCAGAGCAGUAUGUCAGCUGAUAUUAUGAUAUUAUAAUAAAAAGGUAGAUCGGAUUUUUUGCGUUCGAAAAUAAGCAUUAUAAAAUUAAGCUUAUUAGCUCACCCGAGAGCAGUCUUGCGAAAACGUUGGCAGUGUUGGCUUGGGGCCGUUUUUAUGAGAUAAUAAUUUAAAAUAUGCUGUUCUCUGUCACACGAAAUUAAGGAAAGUCCCCAAGUGAAUUCAAUGAAUUCAACUAACAGCCGGUUCCUGUAAUUACAUUUUAAAGUUGUGCAUGUCUCAAACCGUACUUAAACGUCUCUUAAACAGGUUUUUGUGUCUGAUUUGAUCAGUUGAUAGCAGUUUGAUAAAACUAGGACUUUUUAUCAUGUAAAACGCAAAGAAAUAAGUAAUUGAGAAUAAUCACUUGAGAUUUUGAACUUUAUUUAAUUAAAAAAUUGGCCGUAAAUUUCACAAUAUUGCAUCAUAAACAUAUCAAGCGAGACAGAUGCGGUGUUACAUAUUUUGUCUUGUUUACCCUCUUGCUAUCUUGCUCACUCAUUUCAACACGGACAAAAUAACUCACAUACGACGUAUGAAGCCGUGGACUC
Messenger RNA from Diatraea saccharalis (sugarcane borer), 2859 nucleotides. NCBI's taxonomy places the organism in Eukaryota, Metazoa, Arthropoda, Insecta, Lepidoptera, Crambidae. The record is from the annotation of a GenBank genome assembly.